CCAGUGAGUCAUUUUUUUCUGCCCUUUAAUUAUGCAUUUGUGCUAUUAUCAAGCGUAUUCAGCUCUUAGAUGCAAACAGUUCAAACUACUCACCAAGCUUUAACUUUUGCUGCUCCAAAAAUGAUCAACACUGUUACGAAGGGCAGGGGAGGCAAAGAUGGGGGAGAUGAAGAAAGGGGCAGCUGAUGCCCAGAGUUGGCUGGGCAGCCCAGGCCAUGCUGGUGAGCAGGCACAUGUGCAAGUGCCGCUGGGGAAGUCAGCGGUGCUUUUUUUCCGUGAGUAAGCGGUAUCAUGUGUGAAUUCAAUCAUUGUUUUCUUGGCCCAGGAGGGAGGAGACAGGCCAGGGAGGGAGUGUGAAAGAGCUGUAGAGGGGGACAAAGAGGGCUUAGAAAAUGGGAGGGAAUAGGGUAAGAUCAAUUGCGGUGAUAAGGCUGCAACACCCUUCCACGUAACAGGACUUGGCAUCACAGCUGCUGUGCCCAGGCUCCCCACUGUGUAUUCCCAGCGUCAGGUUUUCACUCCAGGUACCAGAAGGGGAGCCAUCAGAUCCCGAGCUCUAUUGUAAACCUCACCCUCUGCAUCAAAAACAGCAUGUAGGUACCUUGGUUUGGGAUUUCCCUGGUGCAGAUAUUUGACUGAAGGGGAUACAGAGUUAAUCUGUAUGCGUGGUACAGCAGAUGCCAGGACACAUUUCCACCCCACUUACCAAGUGGGGAAUGGAGAGGGGAGGGUGACAGUGCUACAGCGGGAAUGGAGGCUGAGGGUUGCCAAGAGAUAACUGACAUGGGGGAAGCACAGUGGGGGAUUUCAGGAGGGGGAGCAAGACGGGGAUGAUGGAGGAGCAUCCCCUUCUAGAAAAACAAGACCAGCAGGUGGGAACACCCUGGGGCAAGAACAGCAAAGCCUUUGAAGCUGGGAGCUGUUUUAGGGACAGGUAUCCUGACAGAGCACUGGCUGUUUUGUGGCCUUCCUCUGCCUCUGUGCAUGGCUCCAGCUGCACCAGCCCACAAGGUAAGAUAUUUUCUGGUCCCUUGUCCCUACCCUUAUGCUUCUGCGAGCUGCCUGCCAGGGACAGUGAGCGCUCCAUGUGCCCUCUCCUCCCCAGGGCUCUCUGCUGUGGACCUCAGAUGUGGCCUGGAGCAAGCCUGAACUUUUCUGCUGACCCCUCAGCCCUCCCUGCUGUGGCUUUCUGGCCCCCCAGAGAUUCUCCCAGUGCAUCCUGAUGCUGGAUGCAUGCCUCUCCUGCUCCUGUGAUUGCACCACAGCCCCACUUCUUGCCUGGGGAACACGAGAGGUAGGGAGCCGAUUGAGAUGGGCUAUGGAAAGAUGUCCUCCCUCAGCAUGUGCAGGGGUGAGUGCAGCCUGUUCAGUGCAAGCAUCGAGCUGGAGGGUGCUGAGCUGGCCGUGCCGCUCAUGGCUUCGGAGGUCGGGGCCGUGCCGAGAGAGGGAAGUGCUUGGCGUGCCCCUGCUCACUCGGAGAGUUUUACUUUGACUAAGAUGGAGGGGGAAUAACUGAGUCACAGGCGCAGGAAUGGUGGCCGGGCUCGCGCAGCUCCUCAGAGGAGUGGCAGCCCGCUGGGUUUGGCACAGCUGUCCCUGCUGGCACAGCGCAGCCGGGCAGGGCACUCCCUGGCAGCCGGGCACGUGUGCACGUGUGCAAGGGGCAAGGGAGCAAGCGGCUGGGCACGCCGGCUGGAAAGGGAAGUGAAAUUGCAGCAGACGUGGAACCGGUGGGCAGCGACCGGUUUUGGUUGGGACUUUCACUCAUACCACCAUGGUGCCUGGCAGGGAGGGCUGAGACAGUGCUGGGGAUGCUUCAGCACUGCCCUGGUGCAAGCCACCCUCCGGGGAUGCUGGUGGCAGGGAGGGAGAUGCAACCAGGGGGCUGGAAGGGCCCUGCUGUAGGGCAGCUCCUGCCCUGCGUGACAUGGGGUGCUGGAAAGCUGUGCUUGAGUUGUGACCCAGUGCGUGGAGCUGGUGCCUGCAUCCCACCCAGGCCUUCAGGGGGUGGGGUGCGGAGGCUGUGGGCUCAGCUUGCCCAAAAGCCACUGGAGAGGGGCAGGCACACCCAGGGACCAAGUCCUCUGGUCUGCCUCAGAGGAGCUCAGUUGUCCAGUGGGGAUGCCUGGUACUCUGUCACCUUGAGCCAGAGCAUCCCUGGGCUUUUCUCCUCCUCCCCUCCCAGCCUCUGACCAGGACAGCAAGUGGCAGAGACCUCACUAGAAAGACCCUGCAGGUCAUACCUGCUGCAAGGAUGGGAUCCCAGCAGUAACGCCCCGGUAGGGGUCUCCUGGCCAGGGCAGGUCUCCUGUGCUACUUCCUUCGGCUGAGAGCAAGCCAGUAACUCUGGCUGGUCCCUUUCUUUCCUGUGGGGUGAAGAAAAAGGGGACAUGACUUUUGAUUAGUAAGGAUGGAGAAGAGCUAAUUACAGCACUGAAAUCCAUCACUUAUCCACUUCAGAUCUCAAGCACUGGGCUUGGAUGUGUGAGUACCGGUGGCAGGACAUUUUUCCUGCUCCUGAUCAGGAACACCUAAAACUGUUAAGGGUUUAUUUAGUCCCUUCCAAAGGUAUGGGGACCAGACCUGCUUUGCCCAUGCCCAUGCCAGUUACUGAGCAGAGCCAGAUCUGAAUCACAGAGAAUGAGACAUGGUGCCAAGGGGCUGGGAGGGUCUUUGCCACAGGUAUAUGUCUGGGAUGGAGAGGAUGGGGAAAGCAAGGUGCUGGAGGUGAUGGAGAGCACCAUCAUUAGUAGAGAUGGAGAACACACACUAGUUGGCUUGCCUGUGCAGCAGUCACUAACAGGCCAUGUCCUGGGGGCAGUGGGAGCUUUGAAAAGGGGAAACCUUAGUGCCCCUGUACUCUUCUCCUCCAGUCCUUUUCUGCAUUUUCCAUCCAAGCUGGAUCUGUGACCCUGUGAUGAGGUUUUGUAAAGACCUGGGCACAGGAAAGCCUCCUGUAGGCACUGGAGGACGUGAAGGGGGCUUUUCACCAGCUGACAAGGACAGGUGGGAGCUGGGGGGAUAUGCCUGGGCUGGGGGUGACGUAUGGCUGGGAUGGGGAAGGCUGAGGGCCAAGGCGGUGACACCGCUGGGCUGGGGAACUGUGCUACUGGGUAUGGGGUGCUGCAUGGCUGGGGCACGCCAGGAGCUGCGGAGAUUUCAGAAGCAUAUUUUGGAGGAGAGGGGUAGUUUGAGGGCACACUGCACUGGCCAGCAGGGGUAGGGCUUGGGCGCUCACUCUCCUCCUCCCUGGUGAAGAUCCGCCCCAGGGCAAGCGCAGCGAUCUCAAGCCCCAAGGGAGACGACGCAGCUUGACAGACUGUAUCUCCCUCUGACACGGGCCCCAGGGCGCUGCGAUUUCACACUUGGGCGGCCCCUUCGCUGACGCGCCAUGUGGGAGCCAGGCUCUCACUCCCGCUCUGCCAUGUCCUCAUCAGGAAAAGACGCCGCUGCCUCCUCCUGCCUCUCCUCCCAGUGCUUCGACCCUCUGACCAGGUUGUGCGUCAAGUGCUCCGACUUGUUCAAGGACAACACAACUCUUCCCCUCCUGACACUGCCGGCAUCUCACCCCUCAGCAGAGCCCUCCCACACGGCACCCACCUCUGCCCUGGCGCCCACCCUUCCCUCGGUAGACCUGCCCAGCACCCUCCUGAUCUUCGGGGUCCCAGCAGUGGUGGGGCUCAUCCUGGCUCUGGCUGCUCUCUGGGGCUUCCUGGCCUGCAAGGUGGGGAAGCGCAGGAGGAAGAGGAAGACAGCGGAUGAGGAGGCUGAAGCAAACAUGGAUGCCACCAGCACCCUGCCCAGCCCAGGCUGCCAGGACCCUGCCAUGCCAGAGAGAAAUGCCACCGCGGCCCCGGCCCCAUGCCCACAUCUCAAUGGAGGCCUGAAGAUGCCAGGGCUACCCGGGAAAGCCGGGACAAAGCGGAGGCCAUGCUGCCAGGGCGAUGCUGACGGCGACAUCAUCCUGCUUUCCACUGUGUACCCCCGGCACGAGGAGUGCAACCACAGCUUCCCACUGCCCGCCACUGAGCUGGGGGCCACGGCCCUGGUCACCACCAAAACCACCCAGAACUGUGCUGGUGAGGAGACAGCCUGAGGGUGGAGGGAACAGGGCUGGAGCACUCCAUCUGCUCCCUGUGGACACCCAGAGCCCGUCACUGGGGCGGGCAAAUACUUGCAUGGAUGUGAGCUGUCCAAGGACCAAAGAUCUUGUCUUGAGCAAGAUCUGCCUUCUAAGAUGACUGUCCCUUUCCACUUUCCCAUUUGUGCCAAGUCCCAGGUUACACCUGUAAGUGCUGGAUGAAGCAGAAACAGAUCAUGCCAUGUUACACCAAGAUGCCAACAGCUGCUGCAGCCAUGCUGUCAGGAGGAGGCAGAGGAGAGAUGGCUGGUGAGGAAGGAGUGUGGCAAGGACUGCUGUGCCGUUUGCAAGGCUGCCGUUGCACCAGGAUGGGAUUGCCACCAGAUGGGCAAUUCCUGGGGACACGGGGCUGGAAUGGCAGAAGGCGGGGGGGAAGGAAGAUAGAGAUGAAAGCAGGGCAUUACAUUAGGAUCAAGUCCCACAUCACUGCCAUUAGCUCAAUUUUUGCUACUGACCUCAAUAAAAGGAGGCUUGGGGCCAUAUGGAGCAAGGUGCAUCCAGCAUCUGCUCCAUUCACAGUCCUGCCCCCCUGUCUGUUGCACACUGUAAU
Molecule: messenger RNA, 4691 nt
Organism: Phalacrocorax carbo (great cormorant)
Lineage: Eukaryota; Metazoa; Chordata; Aves; Suliformes; Phalacrocoracidae
Source: RefSeq, a predicted model, not a curated record